AUGUUUCAGGAUGUGAAUGACCUGUCUGAUGAGGAGGAGGCUCCGCGGCAGGGUAAGAGCAGGAAGGAGAAACCAACACCGAAGCCGAAGACAACACCAAAAAAGAAACCAAAGGCUUCUGUAAAGAAAUCUCCAAAGGCCAAGGCUUCUCCGAAAGCCAAAGCAAAAGGGAAAGCAAAAGGCAAAGCAAAAGCUAGUGCAAAGAAAGAACGAAAGGGAGAGCCAUCCAGGAAUGAGGUCCAGCCAGAAGAAACAAAGCCUCAGGAAUCUCAGGUAGAGACGCUGCCAGUUUUGAAGAGGCCAGCUGCGGCAGGUUCAUUGAAGCGUCCGAGCAAGAGCAGCGACGAGCUUCGCUGUUACAAGUACCAGUACCCGUCCAACAAAGUCUACGGCUUCAAGCUCUCAAACCCGAAGAAGGAAGUCUUGAGGGAAUUGCUGCGCCUCGAGCUCUUGAAGCACAAUGGGGAUACCGGUCCCGCUUUGGCCAUGAGGGAUGCUUUGCUUGAUGCUGCGGCGCGAGACGCCGCCAACAUGAAGAAGGAUGAUGCGGACCAGGAGGAACCUGAACCUGCAAAGACAGAACAUGACGACGAGCAUGACGAAGGUGAAGACGGUGAAGAGGAGGAU
This is a messenger RNA of Durusdinium trenchii, 627 nucleotides long. NCBI's taxonomy places the organism in Eukaryota, Dinophyceae, Suessiales, Symbiodiniaceae. The record is from the annotation of a GenBank genome assembly.